Molecule: messenger RNA, 1014 nt
Organism: Arabidopsis arenosa
Lineage: Eukaryota; Viridiplantae; Streptophyta; Magnoliopsida; Brassicales; Brassicaceae
Source: the annotation of a GenBank genome assembly
UAAGCAAAAUCAGAUCUUUUUCUCUCUCUGACGACGUAAUCCCUAAUUUCUGGUUCUCCGUUCGUCGGUGGGAGAUUUUGAGGAAGCGAGAAGAUGGGAUUCCUUUCCAAUAAAAUCUCCAGAGACGAUGUGAAACCAGGCGAUCACAUCUAUUCAUGGCGUCAGGCCUAUAUUUACGCUCAUCACGGAAUCUAUGUAGGUGAUGGACAAGUCAACCAUUUUACUCGUGGUGAUGGUCAAGAGACUGGAACUGGGACUUUCUUGGACAAUAUCAUUGUUAGUUCAUCCCAUAAUCAUGGAGAUAACCCAUGUCCUAAUUGUGGAGAUCGAUCCAAUCUUGGCGGUGUCAUCUCUUCCUGCCUUGAAUGUUUCCUUGCCGGAGGUGAUCUCUAUGUCUUUGAGUACAGUGUUUCACCUGCUAUUUUUCUUGCCAAACCUCGAGGCGGCGUAUGCACAAUAGCAUCUUCAGAUCCUCCAGAAGAAGUCAUUUACCGUGCAAACUUUCUCUUGCAAAAUGGUUUUGGUGUGUACAAUGUUUUCAAGAACAACUGUGAAGAUUUUGCCAUCUAUUGUAAAACUGGUUUGCUAGUGGCAAACACCGAUGUGGGGAGGAGCGGUCAAGCCGCUUCCAUUGUUGCAGCUGCCAGUGUUCUUCUUUCUUCGCCACUCAGGUUUGUAGCAGGUUUUGGUGGUUUGGCUGUGGCUGGAUAUGGCAUGUACUGCACCAGUCGCCUGGUUUCAGAUAUUGGCAUGCGAUGGGAUGUGAGCAAGGUGCCUGUGGAGAGACUAGUUGCUGAUGUGGCUGAUAAGUCGGAGAUGGAAGCUAAACCAGAAGAUAUGAUGACCACUUAAUCCAAAACUGCUCACUCCUGUAUUACCAUACUGGCUGCGUGUGGAAGUAUGGUUGAUCUCUGAUUGUAAAGGUUGUGGAGGAAGUAAGAGAAUCUGCUUCUGCUGUAUCGAGUUGUGCAACAUUUGUCAUGUGAUUAUGAAACUUGGCUUUUGAUUAACACU